UGGUUGGGUGAACGGCCUGACAUUCUAGACGGCCAGGCACAUGUAUUGACAGUGUAGCACAUGAGCUGCUGCGUGAGAAGUGACGGAAAUUUUUAUUCUGUUAAACUAGCGUAAAACCAGCAUUUAUUUAUUGUCGAGAAGAAAACCGACACUGAUAAGAAGUGUAGAGAAAUUCAUAAAUCAUAGUUUCUUUCAAUCAUACCGGUAGCUACCUUUCUUCUUUAUUGCAGGGUAAUUGACGGUUAAGAUUUGUAAACAGUUUAUAAAUUAGCCGUUAAAUCGGUUAAUAAAAUGGAAAAUUCCGAAAUAAAUUCGGUGGAUUUGCAUGGAGAUGAAGAGAUUAUUGAAGUCAUUGAGCUAAAUGAAACAGAACCGAACCCAGAUGACCUUGCUGAGGAUAUUGAAGAUGUAAAUUUCACUGAAGGAGAUGAUGAAGGCUGGGAAACUGAGGAUGAAGGAGGAGAGGAGAUGGAAGAAGCUGACAAGGAUGACAGUGAUCUCACCUUCUCCAGACAUACAGGUUCUGUGUUCUGUGUGAAUCUGGACCCCAGUACUAACAGUCUGGCAGUCACGGGGGGUGAAGACGAUAGAGCCUUUGUCUGGAGGGUGAGUGAUGGAGAGGUGCUGUUUGAGUGUACAGGACACAAGGACUCUGUCACCUCUGCCUCCUUCAGCCAUGACUCUGCACUGGUUGCCACUGGAGACAUGAGUGGCCUCAUCAAGGUGUGGAAGGUGGAAACUAAGCAGGAGGUGUGGUCCUUUGAGGUCGAAGAUCUGGAGUGGAUGGAGUGGCACCCCUGUGCUCAUGUCCUGCUGGCUGGCACAGCUGACGGGAACGUUUGGAUGUGGAAGAUCCCCAGCGGGGAGUGCAAAACCUUUCAGGGGCCCGGCUGCCAGGCCACCACUGGCAAGAUCCUGCCUGACGGAAAGAGAGCUGUUGUUGGCUAUGAAGAUGGAAUCAUCAGACUUUGGGAUCUCAAACAGGGAAAUACUUCUCAUGUUCUUAAAGGACCAGAUGGGCACCAGGGCCCCGUCACCUGUGUGGCAUGCAGUAAAGAUGGAAGUCUCAUACUGACAGGCUCUGUCGACUGUAGAGCCAAGCUCAUCAGCACUGCCACCGGAAAGGUAGUGGGAGUGUUCUCAACAGAGGGGCGCAAACCCAAAGUUUUAAUGGAAGAGGAAUCUGAGACCAACUCUGUUGAGUCGGUGGGAUUCUGUAAUGUGUUGCCAUUGGUUGCUGUUGCUUACCUUGAUGGGACUCUAGCCAUUUACGAUCUUUCUACACAGAGCUUGCGUCAUAAGUGUCCGCAUGAGGCUGGCAUCGUUCACUUGCAGUGGGAGGACAGCUCACCCCUGCUCUACACCUGCAGCCUGGAUGGAGCUGUCCGCAUCUGGGACGCUCGCUCAGGGCAGAUGGUAACACAAUACCAUGGGCACACGGCUGAAAUACUCGACUUCACACUCAACAGAGAAGCCUCCGUGGCAGUCACUGCAUCUGGAGAUCAUAAAGCCAAAGUCUUCUGCCUUCAGAGACCAGACCGGUAAACACAAGGAUGCCCAUAGCUACAGAAAAGAACCAGUGGAUAGUGGGAUGCCGUUAUUUAUAUAUCAGGAUAUCGUUCUAUUCAGUGUCACCAAAAAUAAUUUGGGACUACAACCAUAUCCUCCGGACGUUUUAUCAAUAUCAUCCUCUCAUAGACAGGAGAGUAAUUGUUUUUGGAUGAUUUCUUCUUCAGGGCCAUCUUUUGAAAUGCUUUUGAAUUAUUGGUAGAUUGGCAUUGACAAGAGUAAAAUAGAGCUGCUUGUUUCAGGAUUAAUUUGGGUGUUAAUACACAACGAAGUGACCAUUACCUACUAAAUAACGUGUGGCCAACAUUUAACAGUCAUUUAUCCUUAGGAUAGAGACUCCAAUGCUUGCUCAAAUUUGCUAAGUGAUAUUAAUUCGGGUACUUGCAUUGAGUUAAUUUCUGAAGUAUUCAAACUUUAGAGUAAACCUGUUUGAACAUUUACCCGAUAACUUAGCAGUAUUUGUAACCAAUGUGAAAACAUCUCUCCAAUAGACUGAUUUUCCUUUUUAAAAUACCAUGUAUUUAUAACUACAUAAUUACAUCAUGUAUGUGCAUAUGGAAAAACAAUAGCCUGUGCACUGUGCCCUUACUACUAUAACACCAAGGAUAUAUUUGACAUGCAUUUUUAAGACUGCCCACAUCUAAACUCUUAACACAUUCAGUAUUGAUAUUUUAUAAUAAUAUUUUAGAUGAUAAUCCAGCCUAAAGAGUGUAUUGGUCAAUCUGUUUUCUUUUUAUAACUAACAUGUUAUAAUACUUGAAGUGAUAAAACCGUUACUGUACAUAAGGAAAGGACAAAUAACAAAAUAUCCAGCAUUUCUAAAAUAUUGAUGGGGGGAAAAAAAACAGGUGUACAUCUGUAAUUGCAGUCAUUACUUAUUUCACUGUCAUAUAACCAUUAUCCAGGAAUAGUGAUUAAGACCUCUUGUUUGCACAAUUUUAUAAUACUGCAGUUUGAAUGCCAAACAAAGCUCUCUGUGAUGUAUUGCUAUUAAAGUACUGAGUAUGUUUGCUAUAAAAAA
This is a messenger RNA of Acipenser ruthenus (sterlet), 2590 nucleotides long. RefSeq names its product angio-associated migratory cell protein-like. Lineage: Eukaryota; Metazoa; Chordata; Actinopteri; Acipenseriformes; Acipenseridae. The transcript has 11 exons. The record is from RefSeq and is a predicted model, not a curated record. The coding region runs from base 292 to 1545 and encodes 417 amino acids. Gene Ontology annotation, molecular function: protein binding. Gene Ontology annotation, cellular component: cytosol.